Messenger RNA from Colletotrichum navitas, 1011 nucleotides. RefSeq lists its product as uncharacterized. The coding region runs from base 248 to 547 and encodes 99 amino acids. The record is from RefSeq and is a predicted model, not a curated record. The transcript has a single exon. Lineage: Eukaryota; Fungi; Ascomycota; Sordariomycetes; Glomerellales; Glomerellaceae.
UAUCAACCUCUAUCUCUCUCUCUCUCUCUUCUGCUGGUCCUAUUCUUGGCUUGGCGUAUCCACCCUGGUGGCCCAAGGCGAGACGCGACAAGGUUUGAUAGCUACACUGACCCCACUUGAACUAGUAUUACUCGGAUACGAAUACUACCUACCUGGGUAGCAGCCCACAACCUGCCCGCCGAAGCGUGAAUCGAAACAUCGGGCGUUCGGACACUUCUCUUGUUCUUCCCACCAUCUCCUGCCCACCAUGCCGGUACUACAUCGUACAUUGCAGUCCGUACCACAUAUAGGUAGGCGUUCGCUUUCUUGGUCUCUGGUCCCCCCUAAUCACCUUCUCCCGCGCUAUUCCAUGUUCAGUGUGUUCCACGCAACCGCAACCCGCUCAGUUGUCGCGGCUUGCCCUCUUUGCUGCUACGUUUUGCCUCUUGUCACUACUCGUUUUGUUUCAACGCCCACAACACGAGAUUGCGCAGGGGCUCUCGUCUUCGUUGCCGUAGUCGUUGUCGCCGUUGUCGAAAAUGCAGCCUUGGCGUCCGAGGGCAAAUGAUGCUUGGCAUCUCAAGACUCGCUGUUCUCCGGUCUCAAACCCUCAGAGCCCAUUUGCGAACCUCGCUUGUCGCCCCGUUCUGUCAUCUCGCCGUGUGUCUCGGUCUGAAGAUCCCCGCUUCGGCCCUUCGCCCCAAAUCUUUCCAAACCUAGCCCACACACCUCUCUCUCUCGUGUAAAGACGAUUGAGGCGAGCACGUGCCGGUACUUUCGGCAGCUACUGGCAGCAAGCAGGUGCAAUGCAACCUAGGUUAAUCCGGGCCCCCGAAUCGGUUCGCCCAAUAUCGCCGUUCCUGCAUGUCUGAACGCAUGAGGAAGCAUACAUACAAUGACUCUUCAUAUCCAUCCGUCCUCCGCCUUUCUGCAUACCGCCAGGUAUUCGUAUGCUCUGAUCGUACCCGGUAGGUAAGGAACCUUACGUGUGAGUGAGUGAGUGUGUGUGUGUAUGACUGUGCCUCUUACUCG